UAUCUCUUAACUUUUCGAAUUUAUAUUUUCUCCCCUCCCCCUAAUUCUUUCUAACUUUCCCAGGCAGACAGUGGAAACUUUACAGAUGAGGUAGAUCCACGGUGUGAUGUCAUCAUUCUAAUACAAAGUCCACCAGUGGCUCUCUUUUUUUCCCCCUGUAAUUCUAGGAACAUCAAGGGUUUUCUGGACUGGUUUAUGGAGGAUCUUUGCACAAAGGAAGGGAUAUAGUUUAUUUCUCAAUGGAGGGUUUAUCUAGGAAUGUAAGGUGACCUGUAGGUGACCUUGCUUGGGGAUCUUGUAAGCAGGAGAUCUUUUUGGCUCAGCUCACAGCUUGUGGUGGGACUUCUUGGUGGUGAUCUAAUCCAAAAGGCUGCAGCACAGAUCAGAGGCUUUCAGGACAGCCAGAGCCCAGCUCGGUGUUGGAGGGAGGGGAAGGACAAGGAAAAAAAGCAGACAGCACUGCCGGAAAUGUCUGCACCCAAGUGAGUUUCCUCUGUGCCUUCAGGAGUGGAGAUCCUGGGGACAAUGCUGCUGGGUGGCAGUGGCUGCAGCCAGACUCACUCGUUCGUUUGGAUGGGAGAAGAACCCUGAGGAUCUUUGGUGGUUCUGCAGGAGCUUCGGAUUGUUUUGAGAUCUUUGUUUUGGAAACUUUGGAAAGCCCUGUUACAAAGUAUCACUUGGUCGUUUCCUCCAAGUCAUCUGCGAUGGGUCUACCACCUCUGGAGUUCAGCGAUUCCUACCUGGACAGUCCUGACUUCAGGGAAAGGCUGAAAUGCCACGAAAUCGAGUUGGAUCGGACCAAUAAGUUUAUUAAGGAGCUGAUCAAGGAUGGCAACAUGCUGAUCGGAGCUCUGAGGAAUUUAUCUAUGGCUGUACAGAAGUUUUCACACUCACUACAAGAUUUCCAGUUUGAAUGUAUUGGAGAUGCAGAAACAGAUGAUGAAAUCAAUAUUGCUCAGUCCUUGAAGGAGUUUGCCCGGCUACUGAUUACUGUGGAAGAGGAAAGAAGGAGGCUGAUCCAGAACGCCAAUGACGUGCUAAUAUCUCCACUUGAAAAAUUCCGCAAGGAACAGAUAGGAGCGGCAAAGGAUGGAAAAAAGAAGUUUGACAAAGAGAGCGAGAAAUAUUACUCUGUCUUAGAGAAACACUUGAAUUUGUCUUCAAAAAAGAAAGAAUCCCAUUUGCAAGAGGCGGACGGCCUCAUUGACAGGGAACAUCAGAACUUCUCGGACGCAUCUUUGGAGUACAUAUUUAAAGUACAAGAGGUUCAAGAAAAAAAGAAGUUUGAAUUUGUGGAACCUCUCUUGGCCUUUCUCCAGGGCCUCUUUACCUUCUACCAUGAGGGAUACGAGUUGGCGCAGGAAUUCACGCCGUACAAAGAGCAGCUGCAGUUUAAUUUACAGAAUACACGGAAUAACUUUGAAAGCACCCGCCUGGAAAUGGAGAAGUUAAUGCAAAGGAUGAAGUCUGCAGACCAAGAUUAUCGACCCCCAAGUCAGUGGACGAUGGAAGGCUACCUCUACGUUCAGGAAAAAAGACCCCUUGGAUUUGCAUGGACGCGGCAUUACUGUACGUACGAUAAAAGCAGCAAAACCUUUACAAUGAGCUUGUCGGAAACCAAAUCAAGUGGAAAAGUGAACGGACUGAUCUCUAAUGCACCGGAGAUGUUUAAGCUGAAAACAUGCAUACGGCGGAAGACAGAUUCUAUAGACAAGCGCUUCUGUUUUGACAUAGAAGUUACUGAGAGACAAGGAAUGAUUACGCUCCAAGCUUUGUCUGAAGUUAACCGGAAGCAAUGGCUGGAAGCGAUGGAUGGAAAGGAACCAAUCUAUACACUUCCGGCAAUUAUCAGCAAAAAAGAAGAAAUGUUCUUAAAUGAUGCCGGUUUCAACUUUGUGAAAAAAUGUAUAGAUUCUGUGGAGAAUCGAGGCAUCACCAUUUUGGGUCUUUACAGAAUUGGAGGGGUUAACUCCAAAGUCCAGAAGCUGAUGAACACAGUAUUCUCGCCUAAAUCACCCCCCGAUAUGGACAUAGAUCUGGAACUGUGGGAUAAUAAGACAAUAACAAGCGCACUUAAAAACUACCUCAGAUGCCUUUCUGAACCUUUGAUGACUUAUAAACUGCACAAAGAUUUUAUACUUGCUGUCAAAUCAGAUGACCAGAACUACAGAGUUGAAGCUGUCCAUGCCCUUGUUCACAAGCUACCAGAGAAAAAUCGUGAGAUGCUGGACAUCUUAAUCAAGCACCUAGUCAAGGUAUCAAUGCACAGCCAACAGAAUCUUAUGACUGUUUCGAAUCUGGGCGUCAUUUUCGGGCCGACUCUUAUGAGAGCUCAGGAAGAAACGGUGGCAGCAAUGAUGAACAUAAAGUUCCAGAACAUAGUGGUAGAAAUUUUAAUAGAACAUUAUGAAAAGAUAUUUCAUACUGCUCCAGAUCCUAAUGUGCCUCUUCCUCAAGCUCAACCUCGUUCUAGUUCCCGACGGACGAGGGCAAUUUGUCUUUCAACAGGACCCAGGAAACCUAAAGGGAGAUAUACUCCAUGCCUGGCUGAUCCAGACAGCGACUCAUAUAGCAGUAGCCCGACAAGCACCCCAAUGGGAAGCAUCGAGUCACUUUCUUCACAUUCCUCGGAACAAAAUAGCACAUCCAAAUCUGCCUCUUCCCCACAAAGGGAGAAGAAAGGAGGCGGAAUUCCUUGGAUGACCUCUACACCCUCUUCUAAUGGCCAGAAAAGCUCAAGCCUGUGGACGGCAAGCCCCGAAUCCAGCUCAAAAGAAGAUGCUACAAAGACCGACGUCGAAUCGGAUUGUCAGAGUGUAUCAUCUGUCACUAGUCCUGGGAACUCGUCGCCUCCCAUUGACCUGGCCAAGAAAGGUCCUUAUGAAUUCUGUGGACUAAAACGCUCAGCUGCAUCUUCUCUUCGCUCUUUACCCUCCUCAGAAGGUAUGAAAAGCCGGAGUACAUCUUCUCAAAGCUUGACGCCUCUUGACCUUAAGGACAUUACAAAGGUUUAUCCUGAUUUACCUCCCAAAAUAAGGCACAGACUGGAUACGGGUUCCAGUAAUGGCUACCAGAGACCGGGAUCAGUGGUUGCAGCCAAAGCUCAGCUUUUUGAAAAUGCCGGAUCAUUGAAACAGUCACCUUCCGGGCGCUACGCUAAAGCAAUGUAUUCCUGUAAAGCCGAGCACAGCCACGAACUAUCCUUCCCCCAGGGGGCGAUAUUUACCAACGUGUACCGAUCUGUGGAACCAGGCUGGCUCAAGGCAACAUAUGAAGGCAAAACGGGAUUAGUUCCAGAAAAUUACGUUGCCUUCCUUUGAUGGUGUUCAAGGACAGCUGUAUCUUCAUGGUAUCCAUGGUGACAAAUGGCAGAUCACAUACGGGGGUCCCGCCAGCCCGUUGAAUGACCGACGUUCCUUUUGUGAGGCACGUUCUAUCGCGACAAUCGUCGUGCAGGACUGGGCGCCCGGUCAUUCAUGGCUUUAGCGUAAGCUCAAGGCUUCUUAUGAAGGACGUUUGCAUAGCACAUGAUGGACGCUGUAUAUAGUAUGGAAGUUUACUUUGCGGUGCUAUUUGCACAGGUAGCGCGUACGAUUAAUAACCCGUGCAGUAAGAAAGUCGGUACUGUUCCUAUGCAAGAUGCACUAAACUCGGGCAACUAGUGUAGCAACCCAACUCCGUCCAGUCGUACCCGGCCAUCGCAGAGAUCCUUGGUUGCCAUGAGCGCCAUCGAUAUGUUAGGCUGUCCUUAAUGGCGGGCUUCAUGUUUCAUGUGCUCCUCCUCUUAGGAUCUUGGUGGCUCCUCAUCAUCCAUAUAUGAUCAUGUUUUUUUUAUCGUAGAAUUUAAGAUUUACAGUUCUAUGGAUUUAUGAAGCUUCACACACAUUUUAAAAAUAUUUUUUUUUAACUUCUAGAUGGAGUGUUAUCACCA
Spea bombifrons (plains spadefoot toad) is the source of this 3931-nucleotide messenger RNA. RefSeq names its product Rho GTPase activating protein 42 (gene ARHGAP42). The transcript has 24 exons. The record is from RefSeq and is a predicted model, not a curated record. Gene Ontology annotation, biological process: signal transduction. Gene Ontology annotation, molecular function: GTPase activator activity; protein binding. Gene Ontology annotation, cellular component: cytoplasm. Lineage: Eukaryota; Metazoa; Chordata; Amphibia; Anura; Pelobatidae. Bases 705 to 3320 code for a protein of 871 amino acids.